AUGUUUGUAUCUCAAAUGACAAAAAAGAACAAUCCGAAUCACAUCAAGAGACCAAUGAAUGCUUUCAUGGUAUGGUCUCAGAUCGAGCGCAGAAAAAUCUGUGAAGUAAGUCCAGAUAUGCACAACGCCGAGAUCUCCAAAAAGCUGGGCAGGAGAUGGAAGCAACUUAACGAUGAGGAACGUCAGCCGUUUAUCGAAGAAGCCGAACGCCUACGUCAAUUACAUCAGAAAGAGUACCCUGACUACAAAUACCGUCCCAGAAAGAAAAGUACCAAGCCAACUCCCAAACCCAGUUCUUCAAAGAAAAACAAGAAAUCAUCCAAGUUGCAUAAAAAUGAUACAAAUAAUAAUAGCUCCAUAGUCAAUGAAAAGAUUUACGCCAGACGUAGCACAGUGCCUGAAUCGGUGGCAUCGAAAUUGAAAUUUAGGUUGACCAAUGUUGCAGAGCAAAGGCAGCUCAAUAGGAUAGUCGAAACAGAAGAACAUAUAAGACAGAGCAUGCCCUUGCCUCCGAUGAGCUUCCUGGCUAAAGUACCGUCGAGUCCUUCAUGUGAUACUCCAGAUUCACCAGAAAGUGCUACUAUUUAUGACGAUACCUGGGUCAGCCAGUUCACCACAGUAAAAGAAGAGCCUGAAGAUAGGUUGUCCCAUCCACAGAUUACUCCAGCCUCCUUAGACGAUUUAGACAGGAUCGACGACCUAUUACCAAUGGAUGGGAUCAAUCUUGAAGAAUUAGCGGAUAUCGAUACCAACUUCGAUACUGCUUCAAAUAGUUCCGGAUCACACCUAGAUUUCUCAUGUCCCAAGGAUAUCCCCAUGUUCUCUAACAUCGAAAACGAAACAUGGGCCGAAAUGCAAACCGAGGCAUUUUUAAUGUGAGGAAGAGACUAAGACUGUUUUUGAGAUUUUACUGUGUGUGGAGGCACAAUUAUACUGUUAAUAUUUUGGGGUUGGUCCUCAUUAUAUAGAACGAUGGCCACAUCGACAGUUUUUAUAUUGUUAUAAAUAUUCUUAACCCCAAACAUUGAUCUCAUUUUGCGUUUAUUAUUUUUGUAUUUAUCAUUACGAUGUAUUACCAGAAUCUAACAGUUUUACGUAAGACAGUCAUUUUAGAUCGAGAAUGCUAUUAUAUUUAAACUGCCACUGAAAAUCGCAUUCCCAAGGGAUCUGUAUAUAUAAAUAUUUUUAUGUAAACGUGUUUGUGACGAAAUAAAUGGUUCUGGUAGUCAGAUUUGUCGAAAUUUUUAAAUGCAACUGGAUGUAUAUCUUAAUUAUUUAUUUACUCAUUUGUUUCUUAUUUCAUUGAGUACAUUCAUAUAUUUGUAGCUUACCUAGCAUUUUGGUACGCUUAAUGCUAUUUUCUUAGUCAGUAAAAUUGGGAUUGUAGAUAUAUGCAUUUAUUUACAAAGCUGAACAUUUCAAUCAUGCACCUUGCCUACUAAAUUGGCAUUCAUCCCUGUUUUGCUCUUUCUUCCCAACCAUCAAUUAUAUCUUUUCGGAGAUUUUUCUACACGCUAUUAAACCUUUUUUGUCUAAAUCGUCCUUCUUUUCGUGAUUGGACCCCGUUUUAGAAUCAUCUUUGGCUACUUCUUCCUUUCCAUUCUCAUCACAUGUUCUUCCAUCUCACUCAGUGCUUUUAUGAAGUGACUGAUGCUUUUUUCGUUAUAUAGUUCCUGUAGUUCCUUGUUUCUUUGCCAUACACAACCUUCCACCGUGUUUUCCUCCAUAUAUAACCCAUUUUUCCAAUUUCGACCUAUUUACUUUUUUUCAUUGCCCAUACUUCACUACCAUACAACACUGUGGGCCUUCACCAGUGGUCUUCCCUGUCAUCUUAUGUUUCUGUUUCCAUUGGCUAAUCUAGCAUUGCCUGGAUGCAUUUAUUCCUUCUAAGCUUUCCCUUCUAUCUUACUCUGUGAUUUUAUGAAGUGACUAAUGCUUCGUUCGUUAAUACAGUUCCUCUAGCUUCCUGUUUGCUCGCUGCACACAAUCUUU
Diabrotica balteata is the source of this 1992-nucleotide messenger RNA. NCBI's taxonomy places the organism in Eukaryota, Metazoa, Arthropoda, Insecta, Coleoptera, Chrysomelidae. The record is from the annotation of a GenBank genome assembly.